UUUUCUCAGGGAUGUUUGUGAAGGUAUGGAGCACCUGGAGUCAAAGAAACUCCUGCACCGAGAUCUCGCCGGACGCAACAUCCUCGUGUCUGAAGACACCGUUGCCAAAGUCAGCGAUUUCGGUCUGGCCAAGGUCAGUUCAACGGCAACCGACAACUCAAAGUUACCCGUCAAGUGGACGGCGCCCGAAGCCUUGAAGAACAAGAAGUUCUCCGCUCAGUCAGACGUUUGGAGCUACGGAGUCCUGCUGUGGGAGAUCUUCUCAUACGGCAAACAGCCGUAUCCCAAAAUACCGGUGAGCGAGGUGCGGGAGCGCGUGGAUCAGGGUUACCGCAUGGAGCCGCCGGACGAAUGUCCUCCUGACGUCUACAGCAUCAUGACGUCCUGCUGGGAGCCGGAGCCCAAGAGGAGGCCGUCCUUCCACAAGCUCCGAGAGCGGCUGGAGAAAGAGCUCGGCAAACACUGACCUCACCUCACACGUGUAUAAAGUAGAUUUAAUUUAUUAUUCAUCGCACUGUAUGAGUUUUUGUUGUGGUUUUAUGUUUUUGAGUGAAUCUUGAAAACACGCCGUUUCACCUCAAGUCAAAUUAAACUUUCGCAUGAAAGUAAAGCCUGUUUUUAGAAUUUCGUU
Messenger RNA from Sinocyclocheilus grahami, 631 nucleotides. Its product is annotated as megakaryocyte-associated tyrosine-protein kinase-like. Gene Ontology annotation, cellular component: signaling receptor complex; plasma membrane. The record is from RefSeq and is a predicted model, not a curated record. Gene Ontology annotation, biological process: positive regulation of kinase activity; multicellular organism development; protein phosphorylation. The transcript has 3 exons. Bases 26 to 466 code for a protein of 146 amino acids. NCBI's taxonomy places the organism in Eukaryota, Metazoa, Chordata, Actinopteri, Cypriniformes, Cyprinidae. Gene Ontology annotation, molecular function: transmembrane receptor protein tyrosine kinase activity; ATP binding.